AUGCAGUGUCGCUCCACCUUCGAGGUUGUAGUCUUGGGCGGUCUUGUCAUCGGCCCUACGGAGCAAGGAGAAACGUCAGGCUCGAUGUCCAGUUCAAUCUCCUUUCCGACCACAGGCGAUUCUGUCAAAAAGACCGGUCUUAUGUGCGUCCGUUUCUCAGCAAUGGCAACUGCUUCUUCCGUCGUGUCUCAGCAAGCAACAAAUCCCUUCACCCAGCUCCUUCUCGACUGCCAGAAUGACCCUAAUAUGAUCCAAGCCCGAUACGAAACGCACCGGACAAACAGAAACGCCCAGUUCAAAGAAAAACUCCUCCAUGAAGAUUUCCCUGGCUGGCAAGUCGACGAGAUCUUACGCAAACUUGUCGCGCAGUCGAAGGCUCAGAAUGAAGACGCAGUACCAGCACCGGACCCGGCAUCGACGAAAGCACCAGUAAACUUCGCUGACCAUCGUCACAACUUGAAUCUCUACGCUCGGCCACCAAAACAUAUUAAAGAGCUUGUCGCUGAGAUUCAGCAGGAGAUCCAUGAUAUAGCACCUUCAAUCUGGUUCACACCUCCUGAGUCGCUGCAUAUUACAUUGCUGGAGAUAGUCAAUUCUCGCACUCAAGAAGAGGUUGACGCUCUAGCUGGACGGCUGUUACAAGACGGCACCGCUCUUAAGCUCGUCAACUAUGCAUACGACAACAAUUACUGCGUGCGCCUCAUCAAGCCAAUUAUUAGUUACGACGCCUCGGCAAUGGCACUGAGUUUCGUACCUGUCACUAGCGAGGCCACAGCCGCAGACAAACAGCAGCCUGAAGAUGCGUAUACCUACCAUCAUUUACGGCGAGACCUGGCAGCCACGGUCCUUGAGUCUGGAGUUGGACUGGCGGCCAGGUAUAUUGUGCCUUCAGCGCAUAUUACGAUCGCGCGAUUCGUGACCCAAGAUGGAUUUUUGCUGGAUGGUCGGAAAGUGGACAGGAACAGUGUAGCUGAAUUAGUCCAGAGGAUAGAGAGAAUCAAUGCAAUUCUGAGGAAGGAGUACUGGCCCCAAGAAGGUGGAGAAGGGAGUACGCGAGCGAAGGGGGAAUGGGUUGUUGGGCAGGAGCAGGGUUUGGAAUUUAAUAAGGGGACAUCGUGGUAUGGGGGUGGCGACAAAGUGCUUGUUGGAGGAUGCUUGGGGUUACAAUGA
Aspergillus nidulans FGSC A4 is the source of this 1170-nucleotide messenger RNA. RefSeq lists its product as uncharacterized. The coding region runs from base 1 to 1170 and encodes 389 amino acids. The record is from RefSeq and is a predicted model, not a curated record. The transcript has 5 exons. Lineage: Eukaryota; Fungi; Ascomycota; Eurotiomycetes; Eurotiales; Aspergillaceae.